ACUUACUGCCUGAGAAGUUGAACAUAAAGUAGGUUACUAACAAAUGUUUGAAAGGUUAUGUUUGGAUACAUUAUUUCAACACACAAUGAGCAUGCGUAUAAGAGACAAUUGGUAUGCAGAUCACUGGGCAGGUUGAACAUAUUUAUAUUUUAUUUCUUCAUGACAAAUAUGAGAUUGUAUGAGAGGAUCGGUUUUAGGAAUAAUGAUUGUCUUUCGAGGAUCAGGUCAAACCACAAAAGAGAAAACUUUAAGUUCUGGUCUAAGUACAAAUACAAUUCAACACACAUAUUGUGUAUUGUAAAUUGUACGAGUUGCACAUUGAGUGUCGUUGGGUCUCAAUAAGGAAUAUGCCCUUUCUUUGCCUAAUUUGUUCACUGAUGUUGGAUGCAAUACUUCCCUGUAGUGCUGUCUGGCAUGUUAAUAUGCCUAAUUGUUUUUCAGCCUCAUUAAGAUAAACAUAAAGUAGUUAUUGUUAUUCAUAUCGAGCACUAAACAAUAACAGAAACCGUUGUUUGCUCAGGCUCUCCGCCCCAUAAACUGUCACGGCUGGUACUUCCGUGGCAGGCACAGGCCUGUCCCACUUGUACCAGAGUGUUGAUGUGAGUUCAAGGGAAACGGAGAGACUCGGCACAUCUUCAUCUAAAAGGUCAUUUCUCCCUUCAGUGACGCAGCAUCUGCCGUAACAUGGAUUUUAAGGUGUCAGUGUAUUUUGAUGCAGUGAAGACGGUUUGAACGCAGGUGUAGGAAAUUGACAUGUUGGAUCACACAUGCGGGUCUGGUCGUGGUCAUGUGUCCUUCUAUGUAGAUAAUUAGCUGGACUAUCAUUUUGACAUUUCUGUCACUCUGCCUGACCGAAAGCGCGCGCGCGCGUUCACACGCAAUUCGCUGUUCUGUGUCAGCCUUGGCAACAAGGAAACAACCCUCUCCCAUUGGCCCCCUCUCAGUGUUGAGCUGUUUGCUAUUCGCCCUCCUCACUGCCACUCAGAAGCCCAAAAAAACAUGCCCAAAGACUGCUGCAGAUACAAGGGCGGCGGGGCUGGUCUGAGUGCGCAGUGGAUGCUGAGGGAGAAAAACGUCGUUUGUUAUCGUUAUGAGGGUCUUAUUGCGAUGCAAACACCACGCUUUUAUGGAUUCAUGCUUUAUCGUCAAUUCAAGCACCGCCGUGUUCUGUGAUAGUCUCACGAGACCAAUAAGAAGUGUUUAUUAUUUUGCAGCAUCUCUAGCGCAGACAAAUUGUUGCACUAAAUGCAACGUUUUCUCAGUUCAGUUUCGUCGGCCCUCUUCUUUCGUUGCAGAACUCUAAUCACCCUAAAUCAUCAGUAAUUCUGCAGUUUGUGCAGGGAAGCAUCAUGCUGACCAGUAUCACUGAAGGGAUACUGUGUUGCCUGACUGGGAAGGUUGCCAGUCUGGUCUUGCCCCUCGAGUCGACAGAACCCUCCGAUGGUUUUGAGUUUGUGGAGGUGAAACCUGGUAGAAUCCUGCGAGUGCGGCACAUCAUCCCUGAGCGUCAUCCGGUAGUAACCGAAGAGCAAGUUGCAAGCAAGGAAAAGAAGGAUGGCGAUGAUGAUGACAGCUCUCCUGAGGAUUGUAACGAGAGCAACACUGGCAGCAGUGUCCACUGCAAGAGGAAGAUCACAGUCUACCGCAACGGCCAGCUGGUGAUUGAGAAUCUCGGUGAUGCUUUGCAUUCUGAGAUCCUGCAGUGUCAGAAUGGAGAUCUGGAGCCUUGCAGCACCGUAGAGGUGGAGCUGGCUGACUACAAAGAAAUGCCCUCUUCCCCAGACCCCAAUCUUGUUCCUCCUCCAGUUCCUCCAUCUCUUGGAGAACAGAAACCUGCUCCACCUCCUCGCCGCCGCCGUCGCAAGCCCAAGCGCACGGUGCAAAUCGACUCAAAGAGGGUGAUCUCAAGCUGCAAAGGGACGCACUCGGACGUAGCGCUGUUCUUCGUGCACGGUGUGGGAGGUUCUCUGGACAUUUGGGGCAGCCAACUGGACUUCUUCUCUCGGCUGGGCUAUGAGGUCAUCGCGCCCGACCUGGCGGGGCACGGAGCCAGCACUGCCCCACACAUUGCAGCAGCUUAUACUUUUUAUGCUCUUGCAGAGGACCUUCGUGCCAUCUUUAAGAGAUAUGCUCGUAAACGCAACAUUCUCAUUGGCCACUCAUAUGGAGUUUCAUUUUGCACCUUCCUGGCACACGAAUAUCCUGAUCUGGUCCAUAAGGUGGUGAUGAUCAAUGGAGGGGGUCCCACGGCUCUGGAGCCCAGCCUGUGUUCCAUUUUCCAGCUGCCAUCGUGUGUCCUUCACUGUCUGUCACCUUGUCUGGCCUGGAGCUUCCUCAAGGCUGGAUUUGCCCGUCAGGGUGCCAAAGAAAAGCAGCUGUUGAAGCAGGGCAAUGCCUUCAAUGUGUCUCCGUUUGUCCUGCGAGCCAUGAUGAGUGGCCAGUACUGGCCUGAGGGGGAUGAGGUCUACCAUGCCGAGCUCACUGUGCCUAUCCUUCUGGUUCAUGGCAUGUGUGACAAGUUUGUGCCCAUGGAUGAGGACCAGCGCAUGGCAGAGAUCCUUCUGUUUGCAUUCCUAAAAGUCAUUGAGGAGGGAAGUCACAUGGUCAUGAUGGAGUGCCCUGACACUGUCAACACCCUCCUCCACGAGUUCUUUCUAUGGGAGCCAGACAUGUCCAGAAAAGACCGCAUCAAGACAGACACAGCUCUCAGUGACACUCUCCACACACUGAAAAUCAAUAAGCCUAUGGACAAAUAACCCACAAGGAGUCUAGUUUUAUUACACAACCAAGCAGAAGGCCUUUUGUGGCUUGUAUUCUUAAGACUGCUACCAGGCUGAGUGCUGUUAUAAACAGGGCCACAUCUUAAGGAUGCAGACGGCCACUGGUGCUCCAAGAUAAAGCAGGACUUAUAGGCAUAGCGCCGACCAGAGAACGGUGGAACGAACAUAAAGAUGAGAGGAAUGGAUGCAAAUACACAGUCAGUUUCCGCUUCGCUUUUUGAUACCAGUUUGUGGUCAAUUGUGUCACGUUUGCAAAAUGACACAAUACCUGGAGGACUAUGUCAAUUUGUGAUUUGUGUUUGAAAUAUAUCUGGCGAAGAACUGACUACUGCAAGAUGCAGAAAGCAUAAAAUACAUGAAAUGGUGAGUGACUUCCCUCACGUUAAAAAUAUUCUGUAAAGUACAGCAGAGCUUCUGUUCAACCUUUACAAAAUGUUUAUUAACUUAUCGUUGGGCCCGUCUUGCAUUUGCUUUCAGUGGGAAACUUGCAAAAUGAUGUGUUUUAAAUUGAGGAUUUACAGAUCUGACUGCUGGUUUGCCAGUAGAGUGAAGGACCGCUGAUCGUAAAACUCGGAACUGUUGAUAAUAAUAGUUUAUUAUCAAAUACUGACUGGAUAACAGUGGGACAUGGGUCAAAGUCAUUAAAUAUAUUCCGAUAUACAUGCUAAAUAUAAUGAAUAAUUUCACCACAUGCAUAUACAAAUUACGUCAUGAACAAAAAAUAUAUAUAUAUAUAUAUAAUUGUUCACCUGCAAUCCAGCCAUCUGUUGACCACGUACAAUGUGAAGUGUACACCGUUUCAAACAUAAAGACUCACAAUCACAGCUAUUGUCAAUAAAAUGUUCCAAAUUACAAUAUAUUUUCCAUAUAUUGAACUCUAAUAUAAAAUCUAACUCCAGAAAGCUAUGUGUGCCUAUGUUAUCAAUUCACAGUUGCAUGAAAAUUAAGUAAUAUUUAAUGAGGAAUUUAUGUGAACUGGUUGCCAAAACAGAUGUAAACAAACAUGGAUGCCAAAAGGUUCUUCUCCUUCAUUCUAGCAGCCAUUUCUGCAAUAGUAUAUAAUAUCCUAAGGAUACAAAGUACCGAGGCCCUGUAUGAGUUCAGAAUAUGAAAAGGUGAGAGGGUUGUGUCAGUUGCAAUAUAUUCUUAUAUUGAAAAAAUUCCCUCUGCACUCAUCUCUAGUCAAAUGACUGUCCCUUUUAAUGUGUAAGUAUUAUUUUUGCCUUUUAUUUAAAAAAAAUAGCAACUGCCAUAACAAAUUGUGGUUGUAUUGACCGCUUUAAGCUGCCGAGUGUGUUCCCCUACUCCUCUUCAGUCUAUCCUAUUUAUCUCAUAGUAUCAGACAGAAAGAAUGAGCUAAACAUUAUGCUCACUAAAAGACAUUCAUUGAUGGGUGCUGCUUUGUCUCAUACUGGGACAGUCAGGUGUGAGUAAAAGCACAGUCUGAUAUCGUAUCUAUUGACUGGAGAGUUUAUACUGUUUUAAGAAGUUGAGACUGGGAUGUCCAAAGCUUAAAAUCAAAAAUGAGUUAGCCAAAGGAGAAAGUCAGUGUACAGACCAUGCUGAUCUGUUAUAUAUGCAUUUUUGACAUGAUGCUGAUGCAACAUGACUGGUCUUAUGCAACUGGAAUAAAAUAGAGAGAAAUAGAAUAGAAAUAAACUGACUUGGCACUGACAUCUCAAAAACAUUAUAUAUUCUCUGUGGACUUUCCAAAAACCAACAAGUGCUGCUGAUGCAAUGUACUGUAGGUUUCUUUUGAUGUAAAAGCUCAGUAAAUCUGUAUGGACAACAGGGUGCACAUGUACUUCCUCUUAUGCUAAAAGUGUGCAUAUACAAAUUGUCAGUGCUCAUAUGUGCUAUAUCUUUUUGUGGUAAGCAAAAUGUGUUAAUGUUAUUGUUGCAUUUAUUCAUGGAAAUCAUAAUAAAUGCACUGCCUGAAUGUGGAUGCAUAUAACAUUAUAUCUAUCAAUAAAGUUGGAUUCAGUGUAUGAAUGUGCAUUUCCUGGCAUUAAAUAAAACCGAUGUUCACAGUCUA
Anarrhichthys ocellatus (wolf-eel) is the source of this 4815-nucleotide messenger RNA. RefSeq names its product protein ABHD8-like. Gene Ontology annotation, biological process: phosphatidic acid biosynthetic process; lipid homeostasis. Gene Ontology annotation, molecular function: carboxylic ester hydrolase activity; lysophosphatidic acid acyltransferase activity. The record is from RefSeq and is a predicted model, not a curated record. Gene Ontology annotation, cellular component: mitochondrion. The coding region runs from base 1350 to 2756 and encodes 468 amino acids. The transcript is spliced from 5 exons. Lineage: Eukaryota; Metazoa; Chordata; Actinopteri; Perciformes; Anarhichadidae.